AUGGCUUCUCAGCACGGCGUGUCGCGCGUCGUGGGUGGCACAGAUGCCCAGCCAGGGGCCUGGCCCUGGAUCGUCAGCAUCCAGGAUCCCUGGAAAACAGGCACGGGGCAUACAUGCGGAGGGUCCCUCAUCAGCCCACAGUGGGUCCUCACAGCAGCCCACUGCUUCAUUGAGGCCAGGCACAUCACCAUGUGGCGCGUGGUGGUCGGGGCCACCCGGUUGACUCAGCUGGGCCCUGAGGCCCAAGUGCGCACUAUCAAGCGGCUACUGGUUCACGAGCACUACAGUAACAUCACGCAGAGGAACGACAUCGCCCUGCUGGAACUGGACCAGCCUGUGCAGUGCAGCUACUCCAUCCAGCUUGCCUGUGUGCCCGACGCCUCGCUGAGAGUGUCAGAGCUGACAACCUGCUACGCCAGCGGCUGGGGUUCCACGACUGCAAGAUGUGAGUUCCCAAAAAGUACUCGAUCAACUGAUGUCCUGCAGGAGGCCAAGGUCCGCCUCAUUGAUGUCAACCUCUGUAACAGCAGCGGGUGGUACAGAGGGGCCAUCCACACCCACAACCUGUGUGCUGGCUACGCGCAGGGUGGCAUCGACACCUGCCAGGGCGACAGCGGUGGUCCUCUCGUCUGCAAAGAUAACAAUGCAGACUACUUCUGGCUCGUUGGAGUCACCAGCUGGGGGAAAGGCUGCGCGAGAGCAAGACGGCCCGGAGUCUACACCUCCACGCAGCACUUUUACGACUGGAUCCUGGCACAGAUGGGACUGCGCCCAGCAGUAUCGGCUACUCCAACGCCACAGCCAGGCUUCACCUCAAGCCCCUUUCAGAGGCCGAGACCGACACCAACUCAAUUGGUCGUCAGCAUCCAGGAUCCCUGGAAAACAGGCACGGGGCAUACAUGCGGAGGGUCCCUCAUCAGCCCACAGUGGGUCCUCACAGCAGCCCACUGCUUCAUUGAGGCCAGGCACAUCACCAUGUGGCGCGUGGUGGUCGGGGCCACCCGGUUGACUCAGCUGGGCCCUGAGGCCCAAGUGCGCACUAUCAAGCGGCUACUGGUUCACGAGCACUACAGUAACAUCACGCAGAGGAACGACAUCGCCCUGCUGGAACUGGACCAGCCUGUGCAGUGCAGCUACUCCAUCCAGCUUGCCUGUGUGCCCGACGCCUCGCUGAGAGUGUCAGAGCUGACAACCUGCUACGCCAGCGGCUGGGGUUCCACGACUGCAAGAUGUGAGUUCCCAAAAAGUACUCGUGUCCUGAGCGAGGCCAAGGUCCGCCUCAUUGAUGUCAACCUCUGUAACAGCAGCGGGUGGUACAGAGGGGCCAUCCACACCCACAACCUGUGUGCUGGCUACGCGCAGGGUGGCAUCGACACCUGCCAGGGCGACAGCGGUGGUCCUCUCGUCUGCAAAGAUAACAAUGCAGACUACUUCUGGCUCGUUGGAGUCACCAGCUGGGGGAAAGGCUGCGCGAGAGCAAGACGGCCCGGAGUCUACACCUCCACGUAGCACUUUUACGACUGGAUCCUGGCACAGAUGGGACUGCGCCCAGCAGUAUCGGCUACUCCAACGCCACAGCCAGGCUUCACCUCAAGCCCCUUUCAGAGGCCGAGACCGAUACCAACUCAAUUGGGCACGUUUACACCCUGCCCAUUUCCACUCCAGAGGCUGGUGCAAUUCUUUACUCGGGUGCAGGAGCUCCUGCAGUUCCUAAGGGGGACAAAGGCCUGAGCAGCAGGAUGGACAGGAUCCAGUGCAGCCGGCAGCGUACCACUGGUAACCUUGCAACAACAGUUACGGUAUAUUGGCUGUAAUUGCAGUAGUACCUCUUUCCAUGCAUGUACAUCCCUGGAAAUGUGUUCAGUUCACCACAAAGCUGAAAAAGAGCUCAAAUACAGCUGAUGACUGUAUUUUUGCACACGUGUAACAAACAGACUGUGGGAAAAACCUGUAACUGUGGCUCUGUGGUUUCUAAAGACUUUGUUGGAAGAUCUUGGCUUCAGCGUGUUCACCACUUUCCUGAGCUUUCUAGAAGGAAAUCUGGCCUGUGUUGAGUUAGAACGUUUUAGUAUAAGAUGGGCAGAUGACUGGAGCCAUGUGAAUUUGGCACUUCUUUGGGCAGUCAAGCUUUUCAGUUGGGUGCCAAAUGUUCUCCGCUUCAAAUAAAGCGGACAUUGCUGCAAGCUGGCAUUGGGCUGCUUUUGGCUGCAGGAUAAUCUUUUGCCAAUUGUGUGUCAGAAGUUUCUCUCAAAAAUUGUACAUAUUGAAAAUCGAAACCUUCACGAUGGGCAGCUGUUCUGCAUUCAGAGAGUAUCAGCUUCUGCUGGCCGGUGGCUUACUGUUUGCCAAAGCUGUUUCAUACAGAAAGAAUCCAGUUGGUGUUUUUUACAGGGUCUGAUGAUUUCUGUGACCGUAACCUUCCCCAAGCACAAACACUCGGUAUGCUGUGGGGGUAUCCUGUGAAUGGCUCUUGAAGCAGGUCUCAGGAGCUACUAGCCUUUUCUUUGAAGCCCUUACACAGCUCUCUUCUGCCUUCUCUUCCUGACCUUAAACAACAAGUCCAUUCACCCUGUGAUUAAUCCUUCUUCAGAGACCAUGUUUUCCAAAAGCCUCAUCCUUCUUAGUCGUAUUCUCCAGGUGCCUCUGAUAGGCAUGUAUCUCUUUGGAACGGUGAUCCUCAGAAACGGACACUGUGUCAGCAGAGACCCCAGCCCAGGCAUGACUCUGGGAGCAGUAUUCCAUCAGCCCUCAGUGAUUUGAUGGAGACUAACCUCCGUUAGCCUGCUUAUGGGAACACCAGGUGCGAGGGUGUGGAGGCUUUCUGGAGUCCACAUCCAGGUACCUGCCCUUGACAAGCUGUUCCGCUGUCAGAGAAGGAAACUGAUUUGUUGCUCUUUUUGCACAGCCCCCUCUUUGUUGUCAUUUUUUGUUGUGGUUGCCUGAAUACACCCAAACUAUUGGAUCAUUUCUUUUUUCAAGUAUUUUUUUGGG
This is a messenger RNA of Gavia stellata (red-throated loon), 2991 nucleotides long. Its product is annotated as acrosin-like. Gene Ontology annotation, biological process: acrosome reaction; proteolysis. Gene Ontology annotation, molecular function: serine-type endopeptidase activity. The record is from RefSeq and is a predicted model, not a curated record. The transcript is spliced from 8 exons. Lineage: Eukaryota; Metazoa; Chordata; Aves; Gaviiformes; Gaviidae.